Mycetomoellerius zeteki is the source of this 774-nucleotide messenger RNA. RefSeq names its product ALX homeobox protein 1. Gene Ontology annotation, biological process: regulation of transcription by RNA polymerase II. Gene Ontology annotation, molecular function: DNA-binding transcription factor activity, RNA polymerase II-specific; RNA polymerase II transcription regulatory region sequence-specific DNA binding. The record is from RefSeq and is a predicted model, not a curated record. The transcript has 4 exons. Lineage: Eukaryota; Metazoa; Arthropoda; Insecta; Hymenoptera; Formicidae. Bases 1 to 774 code for a protein of 257 amino acids.
AUGACGGGCCCGUACUUAUCGCCCCUUGGGCCUCAGGCCGAUCUGCUUACCGAGUACAUGUUCGGGCGUCGUCGUCAGAGACGCAAUCGGACCACGUUCACACCUCAACAGCUUCAAGAAUUGGAAUCUCUUUUCCAGAAAACGCAUUAUCCCGAUGUUUUCCUCAGAGAGGAAGUCGCACUUCGGAUAUCGCUCUCGGAAGCACGUGUUCAGGUAUGGUUUCAAAACAGACGGGCAAAGUGGAGAAAGCAAGCUCGGUUACAAUUGCUGCAGGACGCGUGGAGGAUGCGAUGCUUGGGUUUAGGGAGCGCUACGCCAUUGCUGCUCGGCCGGCCACCCUCCGAUGGUCUCGAGAGGACCAGCGACGCGUCCUCCGCUUCUCCGUCAUCCUCAUCAGCUCUUACGGACUCGCCGAAUGCGACUAAUAAGUUAUCCGAGAUUGGCAGUCCCGUAUCAGUCUGCAGAGAUUUUCGAAUCUUGCCUCCACUGCCACCUGGAUACUCGGUACCUUGCGACAAAUCGCUCGACAGGCUCAAAUGUCGAUGCGGAACGCCGCCCAGGAUCUGCGCGAGUCCCGCGGACCGUGGUGACAGCCUGGCAACGAGAGAGCGGCCACAGGAAGCCGAAAUGGAUCUCACUCUAAAGGCCCACCAUCCCACGUCCGUUAGACAUUCGUUAUUUCACCACUUAUCAAGCAAUCACCAGCAACAGAAUAUUGUGCAGACCAUGGACGAGCCGCUGGAUGUCACUCUCAACAGCAGCAAGAACAACUAA